This is a messenger RNA of Diospyros lotus (date-plum), 1332 nucleotides long. RefSeq lists its product as uncharacterized. NCBI's taxonomy places the organism in Eukaryota, Viridiplantae, Streptophyta, Magnoliopsida, Ericales, Ebenaceae. The transcript has 2 exons. Bases 37 to 1191 code for a protein of 384 amino acids. The record is from RefSeq and is a predicted model, not a curated record.
UUCAGAGAGAGCGAGAGAGAGACGAGAAAGAGCCGGAUGGCGAAAAGGUUUCGAGGGCUAUGGGCACAUGAUACAGAAAACCUUCGUCUAAUUUUAGGAGCUGAGAUUGAAAAGCUUCAAUGCCAUCCAGUAUUAAUAGCGAUGAUGGGGCAUCCCUGCACAGGUAGGAAAGUAGCUGCCUAUUUGUUGGCAGCAACUCUGAAAUGCCCCCUUGUCAAAGAAGAAGAUAUCCAAGCAAAAUCUAACUACCAGGAUGAAGAAGAAAACGAAGACGAAGUUCAAGCUCUUAUCACUCGGGGGUGGGACAAACCACCUUCUCUCGAAGAUCUUCAAAGGCAACUCUUGGAGACCGCUAAUACCUAUGAUGCUGGGGAAACCCCCAAGUUCAUAAUGAAGAUGUCAGUAGAUGGGGAAAAAUAUGAAUGCGUUUCUAAGGUUCUGGUUUCGAUUGUUUCCCGACUUUAUCCUGACCAUCAUCAAGUUAAGGGAAGAUGUGGAAACGGUCAUGCCAUUGACUACACAGACGAGCAAGAGAAUUACGAAACCAGCUGCAACGACUGCUCGAAACCCGUCUCGGGAUUCAACAGUUACAAAUGCUCUAGGCAAGGAUGCAACUUCAUCCUCCACAAAUCAUGCGCCAAACAGUUACCGUCUGAGCUCAGGGUGAUAGAGCACGGCAUCUGGACCAUCCAUCUUAGAAAUGCGGAGGACUACAAGAGUAGCGGUGGUGUCCGGUGCAGUUGCUGUGAAGAACUCAUCACAGGAUACUUUUAUCGAAUUAAUAAUCUGAGCGUUUUAGACCUUAAAUGCCUACUCCUACCGUCUAAGCGUAGGGUCAAAUUGCACAAGCACAGGCUUCAACUUACUUUUGAUUCAUCUGGUUUUGCUUGUGGUGCAUGUGGGAUUUAUUAUGAUUACCCUCUAGCUCUGCACUAUUUUUGUCGUCGAUGCCCAUUUAAAGUAGAUGUGAACUGCGCCUGGUUACCAGAUACAGCGAUAUAUAAAACACAUAAAUACCCGUUUAAGCUCACUCUUUGUCCGCAGGACGACACAAAGCAAGAGUUGUACUGUAUGUUUUGCCAAGAAAUAAUUGAUCCGAAUUAUUGGAUGUACAAUUGUGAAGGGGAUUGUGAUCAUCCUGCUCAUGCUCGUUGCCUCGUACCAUCGGCUCGGCCUCCUGAGAAUGACUAACCCAAUCGCGCGCCGAUGAUACUACUUCUUAUGCAACAUUUCAAUUUCUUUUUUCUAUUAUAAAAUGUAAGUCCUUGCAUUAAUUUGUUGUACUUGGAAGUCUAGAUUCUAUUAUUAAAUGUAAGAAUCAAAAUGUUCUUC